Messenger RNA from Neogale vison (American mink), 5276 nucleotides. It is a transcript of the gene CD2AP, whose product is annotated as CD2 associated protein. Lineage: Eukaryota; Metazoa; Chordata; Mammalia; Carnivora; Mustelidae. The record is from RefSeq and is a predicted model, not a curated record. The transcript has 18 exons. Bases 429 to 2345 code for a protein of 638 amino acids. Gene Ontology annotation, molecular function: protein binding.
CACCUCAGUUUUCCGUGUCGCGUUCUAGAACGGCGGUUGUCGAAGGGAGCGGAGGGAGGCGGGCUGCGGAGCUCGGCUGACGCUCCUUGGGGGAGCCGGCGGCCGGGGCGCAGCGGCAGGUUCCCCCCACUGCUUGCUGCGGUAGCGACCGGGGUUUGGGAAAACCGCCGGGAGAGGGCUCUCCCGCCGCCGCGGCUUCGGCGGAGGCCAGGCGCGAGGAGUCGCGGCUGUCGCUUCUUGCUCGCGGGCCGCGCUGACGGGACUGUCCGGGGAACGCCGCGGGCGGAUGGAGGCGCCUCUUCGCCCCGCCUGAGCUCAGAAGGCGCAGGAGCGGAGCGCGGGGCCCGCCUCCCGCCGCAAGUGCGGCCGCGCGAUCAACCGGAGGAGGAGCAGGGGGCGCUGGGCUUCUCCCCGCGGGAGCCCCCAGCAUGGUUGACUAUAUUGUGGAGUAUGACUAUGAUGCUGUGCAUGAUGAUGAAUUAACUAUUCGAGUUGGUGAAAUCAUCAGGAAUGUGAAAAAACUGCAAGAGGAAGGAUGGCUAGAAGGAGAAUUAAAUGGGAGAAGAGGAAUGUUUCCUGAUAAUUUUGUUAAGGAAAUUAAGAGAGAGACAGAAUCUAAGGAUGACAGUUUGCCCAUUAAACGGGAAAGACAUGGGAAUGUGGCAAGUCUUGUACAACGAAUUAGCACCUAUGGACUUCCAGCUGGAGGAAUUCAACCACAUCCACAAACCAAAAACAUGAAGAAGAAGACCAAGAAGCGUCAGUGUAAAGUUCUCUUUGAGUACAUUCCACAAAAUGAGGAUGAACUGGAGCUGAAAGUGGGGGAUAUUAUUGAUAUUAGUGAAGAGGUAGAAGAAGGCUGGUGGAGUGGAACCCUGAACAACAAGUUGGGACUGUUUCCCUCAAAUUUUGUGAAAGAAUUAGAGGUAACAGAUGAUGGUGAAACUCAUGAAGCCCAGGAGGAUUCAGAAACUGUUUUGACUGGGACUACCUCACCUUUACUGUCUCCUGGGAAUGGGAAUGAAACUGCUCCUGGAUCAGUUACACAGCCAAAGAAAAUUCGAGGAAUUGGAUUUGGAGAUAUUUUUAAAGAAGGCUCUGUGAAACUUAGGACAAGAACAUCUGGUAGUGAACUAGAAGAGAAGAAAACAGAAAAGCCAUUAGUUAUACAGUCAGUAGGAUCCAAAGCACAGAGUGUGGACAUAACAAAAACAGACAUGGAAAGUAAAACUAAAGCAAAGGAAUAUUGUAGAACAUUAUUUGCUUAUGAAGGUACUAAUGAAGAUGAGCUCUCUUUUAAAGAGGGAGAGAUAAUCUACUUAAUAAGUAAGGAGACUGGAGAAGCUGGCUGGUGGAAGGGUGAACUUAAUGGUAAAGAAGGAGUAUUUCCAGAUAAUUUUGCUAUUCAGAUAAACGAACUGGAUAAAGACUUUCCAAAACCAAAGAAACCACCACCACCUGCUAAAGGUCCAGCUCCAAAGCCCGAGUUAAUAACUACAGACAAGAAGUAUUUUCCUGUAAAGCCAGAAGAAAAAGAUGAAAAAUCAAUACUGGAACAGAAACCUUCUAAACCAGCCGCUCCUCAAGUCCCACCAAAGAAGCCUACUCCACCCACCAAAGCCAAUAAUUUAUUGAGAUCUCCUGGAACAAUAUACCCAAAGCGACCUGAAAAACCAGUCCCUCCGCCACCUCCUAUAGCCAAGAUUAAUGGGGAAGUUUCUACCAAUUCAUCAAAAUUUGAAACUGAGCCGGUAUCAAAACCAAAGCUAGAUUCUGAACAGUUACCACUUAGACCGAAAUCAGUAGACCUAGAUUCAUUUACAGUUAGGAGCUCUAAAGAAACAGAUCUUGUAAAUUUUGAUGACAUAGCUUCCUCAGAAAACUUGCUACAUCUCACUGCAAAUAGACCGAAGAUGCCUGGAAGAAGAUUGCCUGGCCGCUUCAAUGGUGGACAUUCUCCAACUCAAAGCCCAGAAAAAAUCUUGAAGUUACCAAAAGAAGAAGAUGGUGCCAACUUAAAGCCGUCUGAAUUUAAAAAGGAUUCAUGCUACUCUCCAAAGCCAUCUCUGUACCUUUCAACACCCUCAAGUGCUAAACCAAAUACAGCUGCUUUUUUAACUCCAUUAGACAUCAAAGCUAAAGUAGAAUCAGAUGAUGGGAAAAAAAAUCCCUUGGAUGAACUUAGAGCUCAGAUUAUUGAAUUACUCUGCAUUGUAGAAGCGCUGAAAAAGGAUCAUGGGAAAGAACUGGAAAAACUACGAAAGGAUUUGGAAGAGGAGAAGGCAAUGAGAAGUAAUCUAGAGGUGGAAAUAGAGAAGCUGAAAAAAGCAGUCCUGUCUUCUUGAAAUGGCAUGGCCCUGUGUUCUUAAGGUUCCAGGGAUUCAGAAGCAACACUAUGAACUUCAACUGACUUGUUACUUAAAAAUAACAAAUGCUGUUGUCAUGAUAAAGAAAUAUGAGUAUUUGAACUAUAAUCUAUAAAAAAGUAGGGAGAGGGUAGUUUUUUUUAUAUAUAUUUUGUUUUGCCAAUAUGAAAAAAAAAAAGAGGCCUUAUUUCUUAAGUGCUGGAAUUGCAAACUUUUUUUUUUAGUUUGCUUGAAAAUACUACUGAAUCUGUAUAAAAAGGAAAGAAAGUUCACAAUAGUUUUUUUUUUUUUACUGAAACUUGUAUUAUUUUUAAAGAGAUCUAUACUAUAAAUAUGGUGAUAUCUUUACAAAUAAUCUGUAAAAUAUACUAUUUGAGAGGGACAAAUUAGCUUUAUAGUAACUAUAGCCACUACUUUGCCCAUAAUACAUAAGGGAGAUAAACUUUGUAUAUAAAUAUAUUUUUUACUUUUAGCUUCUUACCCAGGAUUACACUGUUGUGCCUGUUUGUUUGCAGUGCUGUUUAUACUGUGGGUGAUGAAAUAGGAGUUUCCUAGCUAUAAACCAGAUUAUUCACCCAAGCAUAUAGUAAUAACUAAUGAAACAAUCAAAAUAACUUUUAGAAUAUUUUAUAUUGCUUGCACUGUAGAGUUCAUAAAAGGAAUUUAGUUAAAAUGUAUUGGAUUGUUAACUGUAUUUGGGGAAAAUAUGAGCUAUAUUUUAAAUCCAUUAGGUUGAGGAACUAAAAAUGUCAAUUUAACCCUUAACUUGUGCCUAGAAACUACAGCACAUACAAUAUGCAAACACCAGCCUUAUUGCUCUAUUUUUCUGCUUAUUUUACAGGCUCAGAUAUUACUCAUUUUGUGAUUUUGUGAUUGAGUUCUUCAUGUUCCUUCCUCUGAUUUUUAAUAAUGGUAAAAUGAGGAGAAAUUCAGUGUGAGGUUUCAUACUUUGACAGAUUAUCAUUAUGUAAAUACUCAGGUUUUACAAUAUGUAAUUGACCUAAAAGACCCUAACUGGUGGAGAUGUUUCAAACUGUCAUUUAGGUACUAGAGUGUUAGUAUAUCAUAAAACAUAACAGUACAGCUUACUUAAAACCAAAUAUAAUUGACCAUAUUCAAAAUGCAUUUUCACAGGAUAGAUGAACUAGUAGUUUGUUCAGAGUCCGUUUUGAACAGUUGAAUGUCUUAAAAUGUAUCUAUAGAUAACAUGUCUUAAAAUAUGUGGGUUUAUAUUAAAAAUAGAAGAACUGAAUUUUCAUUUGUAAAAAAAAUUAGAUUUUAAGCUUUAUUAGAACAGACUUUCAGAUUUUGAGUACCACCUAUCAUGUGUCCGUUUUGUGUUAUUUUAAAUAACCAAACCAAUAUUUUUUCUUUAAUAUAUACUGAAAUCUUGUUUUAAUGAAAUUUUGCCAUCUUGUCUCACAUAUAAGAGAAUUGAAGUAAAAAAUAAUAGAAAUUCCAGGAAUUACUUAAUGUUAAAUUCACAACUUACAUUAAUGCUUUUGGGGAAACUAGAUUGUUGUGCAUUGAGUAUGUACAUUUUAACUCUUUAAAGCCCUUGGGCUUUUCUGAUGAGGUCACUACUGAAUGAAAUUGUUUACUCCUAAUGUUUUUAAAAGACUUGUCGAAUGAGUUCCUUCUUGCUUAAAAAAAAAAAAAAAAAAAAAAUAUUAGAUUUUAUUUUCUUUUAAUGAAAGUCCUUAGAUAAAAAUGAAAACAUUGUAUCCUUGAAAUCAUUCUCCAGCUUUCUGACUGGAACAACUAUUAAGUGACCCCUCUUCACCCUGAUAAUGGGGUGAGGGAAGUUUCCAGCAGAUUUCAGACUGUUCUUGAAGUUUUUCUUGGUCAUUUUCUCAUUAGUGCAUAAAAUGAAGGUGGUCAUGAAUGCUGACACACAUUUAAAGUAUCUGCUUUGUAUACACCUCAGCCAGAAUAGAAAUUAAAGUACUGUGUUUCUAUUAGAAAAUUAAAGUAUUGUGGCUCUAUUUUUCUGCCCUUGAUCAAAAAGUAGAGUUCCUAAAGCCAAACUCAAAGGGAAAAAAAAAUGAUUACUUCAUUCUAGCAAUUUACCAGUAUUUGCUCUUGAUAUGGGAAUUUUAUUUUUAUUCAUGAAAUUCAUAUCACAAAAUGGUAUAUAAUGAUAAUAGUCUUUAUUUGGGGAGAAAUCAUUGUUUUUUUCUAUGCGUGAGUAUAAAUGGCAGACUAGAGAGGAACAGCAUGGAAUCUGUCAUUGCCAAAUUAUUAGUGAAUGUAUUUUUCAAGUUUGCUAUUCUUUGAAACACAUAUUACUAGUUUUCCUACUUGUAUUUCAAUAUGGGAAGUAUUGUGUGUGUGUGUGCUUGUGUGUGACCACUAAGCUUUAAUGGUUGGUCUUACUAUAAAGCUGUUACCUCUUUACAAAAUCUAAGUCUGAAGAUAGGAAGAGAAUAGGGGGUUCUCUUUUUUAUGCUUUACUGUGAUCACAGGAAAAAACAAAUAAAAACCCAAGUGCUCUCUUGAGUUGUUGGUAAACAUUUUAUGCUUGCAUUUAAACUUGAAAUGUAUGAAUAGAAUAAGACAAUCAGUUAAAUCAGAAAUGAGAAGCGUUAAAAAUUUAAUGGCCUUGUUUUGCUGUAGCAAUAAAAUGACCAAGUGCAAUGACUUGAUUUAAUAAAAUCAUCUUUUAAAAGUUGCUGCUAUGAAUAUUUUUAGCCAUAAAAUUCUACCCCUGUUUUCGCCUGACUUGCCUUCAGUAACUAUUAUGUAAUGCAGUUGGUGUUGUGGUAUUCUAACAUUCCAAAAAGAGGAAAAUUAAUAAUAAUAUAUAUGUGGGGAAACUCAAAAUAGUAUACUUCACUGACUUGUUUACAGGUGCUGUAAAAAAGCAUGCUUCUCCCUCAAAAAGAAAAACAAUAAAGAAUAGUAUUGCCA